Aureococcus anophagefferens is the source of this 1128-nucleotide messenger RNA. RefSeq lists its product as hypothetical. Bases 22 to 1008 code for a protein of 328 amino acids. The record is from RefSeq and is a predicted model, not a curated record. Gene Ontology annotation, biological process: translation. Gene Ontology annotation, molecular function: structural constituent of ribosome; mRNA binding. Lineage: Eukaryota; Pelagophyceae; Pelagomonadales; Pelagomonadaceae. The transcript has a single exon.
GACGAGGCGGCGAAGAGCGCAAUGGGACUCAUGAAGCACGCCAUCAUUGCCUUAGCGGCCACCACGGCCACCGCGUUCGUCGCACGGACGGCGCCCGUGCGCGCGCAUGUCCUCCGCGCCGAAGAGGGCGUCGCCGCCGAGCCCGUCGUCGCGGAGGUCGCCGAGGAGAAGCCGAAGCGCGCGGACAAGUCCAAGGCGACGCCGCUCGCUGACCUCGUCGAGGGCAACGAGUACGCUGGUAAAAUCACGGGCCUCGCCGCUUACGGCGCGUUCGUCGACAUCGGCGCCCAGUCCGACGGCCUCGUGCACAUCUCGGAGCUCUCGGCGAGCUACGUCGACGACGUCGCGUCCGUCGUCAAGGAGGGCGACGACGUCACGGUGCGCAUCCUCAAGAUCGACAGCGGCAAGAAGCAGCUGUCGCUCUCCAUGAAGCCCGAGGGCGCCGAGGCGCCCCCGAAGAAGCGCGGCGGCGGCGGGCGCCAGAAGAAGGCGGGCGCCGAGGAGCUCCGCAAGUACCAGGACGCGGACCCCGCCGAGUUCAUCUCCGGCACCGUGCGCACGGUCCUCGAGUGGGGCGCCUUCGUGAACAUCGCCCCGGGCGUCGACGGCCUCGUGCACAUCUCGCGCGUCUCCGACAGCCGCGUCGAGGACCUCCAGGCCGAGCUCUCCGUCGGCGACGAGGUCAAGGUGCGCAUCAUCGACGUCGACCUCGACAAGGCCACGCUGGGCCUCGCCAUGAACACGUACCGCGACCCCACGGCGCCGCCGCGGCCGGGCCGCGACGACGCGGGCGGCGAGUCCGCCGCCGCGCGCCGCGCGCGGAACCCCGACGCCGCGGGCGGCGGCCAGCGCAAGCCGCGCCGCAUGGACCCGGGAGACGACAUCUGGGAGAACAAGGACUCCUUCAACUGGAAGGACGUGCUCGCGGAGGCCGACGUCGGCGACGCCGACGACAUGUCGUCGGGCUUCUCCGUCGACCUCGAGACGGGCAAGCUCACGCUCCAAUAGGCGCGGUGCAAGUGCUGCUUCGCUCCAGCGAGAAAAAAACACGUCCCCCGAAGCGCCGGCGCCGGCCGGCGCGAGCCCCGAUCGCGCGGCUCUUCCCCUCUCGGUAAAUCCCGCACCGCG